AUGAGCUCAGCAGUGAAGGCAGCGCAGACGACUUUGUCGGAGAACUUCGGUGGCGCUGCUCAUAAGUUGGCACCAGCAGAUACUAGGUUCUCGUUGGAGGAUGUUCCGGAUCAGACUGGAAAGGUCGCUGUUAUUACAGGUGGAAGUGAAGGAAUCGGCUAUGGCUGCUCACACACCCUACUCUCGAAGAACAUCUCCAAAGUCUACAUCCUAUCGGUCUCGAAGGACGUCGUCGACGGGGCGAAAGACGCAGUAUCAAAGGAACUAGGCGAAGACAAGGCGGGUCGCGUCAAAUGGAUCCAGUGUGACCUGAGCGACUGGGAUCGAGUUUUGGACGUCGCCAAAGAGAUUCAGAACUCUACAGACCGUCUGGAUAUCCUGAUCAACAACGCCGGGCGAGGGAUCAUGACAUACCAACUCACUUAUUAUGGAGUUGACCGUCACAUGGCUCUCAACCACAUGGGCCACGCGAUCUUGACCUCGAACCUGCUCGACCUGUUGAAGAAGACGGCAGAUGGUGGUGACACCGUUCGGAUCACCAGUCUUGCGUCGAACGCUCAUCAAGGCGCACCCAAAGACACCAAGUUCGAAAGCCUGGAUGAACUGAAUCAGGACCUUGGUCCCAACGGACAAUACGGCCGAUCAAAGCUCGCCGCUAUCCUCUACAGCAAGUACCUCGCCAACCACGUCACCAAGCAACAUCCCAACUUGCUCGCGAACGCAACCCACCCAGGCGUUGUAUCAACCAAAAUGUCGACCAACGACAUCCACGAGCCUUAUCCUCUAGCCGGGUAUCUGAUGUCUGCGGGUCUGGAGCUGUUCAAGAAAACGCAGUUUGAUGGCGCUCUUUCCACGCUGUACGCGUCGACGGUCACGAGGGACUCUGGGCAGUAUAUUUGUCCUCCGGCCGCUCCGGAGCCUGGAAAUGAGCUGGCUCAGAAUUAUCAGCUGGCGGAGAAUUUGAUGAAGUUGACCCGGGAGGUGGUCAGGGAGAGGGGUGGGAUUGAUUUGAAGGAUUGUUAG
This is a messenger RNA of Zasmidium cellare ATCC 36951, 1023 nucleotides long. RefSeq lists its product as uncharacterized. The record is from RefSeq and is a predicted model, not a curated record. The coding region runs from base 1 to 1023 and encodes 340 amino acids. NCBI's taxonomy places the organism in Eukaryota, Fungi, Ascomycota, Dothideomycetes, Mycosphaerellales, Mycosphaerellaceae. The transcript is spliced from 2 exons.